Messenger RNA from Talaromyces proteolyticus, 999 nucleotides. Its product is annotated as Mss4-like protein. The record is from RefSeq and is a predicted model, not a curated record. The transcript is spliced from 3 exons. Gene Ontology annotation, molecular function: carbon-sulfur lyase activity. Bases 163 to 768 code for a protein of 201 amino acids. Lineage: Eukaryota; Fungi; Ascomycota; Eurotiomycetes; Eurotiales; Trichocomaceae.
CACAACGCAGUCAACGCUGAGAUUUAGAAUACUUCUCGUCAGUUCUUAGGCUCAGGUUAAUUCUUACAUAAUUAUUACUUGUCUCUCUCGAUUGAGCGUUCGACGUAACCUACAGCAGCGACAUCAAUUGAUCUUCAUUCUCGGACGCCAAUCAGCAUCAGAAUGGCCGACAUCAAGUCAGUCUCGGACCAUCUACACAAUUCAGUUGCGUCGGAUCCCUUGCAGCGCCAAAAGUACGAGCCCUGGAAAUCGCGUGCUCCCUAUAUUUUCACGUCCGACGAAGACUUCGGCCCCGUAAAAUGGCAGGCCAUGUGCCAUUGUUCACGAGUGCAAUAUCAGAUUCGACGGGAAAGCCCAUUGGCAGCGAAAUACUGCCACUGUCGAGCUUGUCAAGUUAUGCAUGCUGCACCCUUCCAGUGGUGUGCAAUCUACCACAAAACAGACGUACGAUUCACCCGUGGCGUGGACACCCUCAUGUUCUACUCAUCGCAUGAGAAGAGCAGAGAAUACCAGGUGCCAACCAAGGUAUACUGCGCUAAUUGCAACUCGCCCAUUAUGGACGAAGGGCGGAAUAUGUGUUUGAUAUUUCCAGAGCUGAUUGAUCUUGGGGAAACUGAGGAGGAGUAUUUGAUCCGUAGGAAGGUAUUUGAAAUUGACUGUCAUAUCUUUUAUAGUAGACGGAUUGUUGAAGUGGCGGAUGGCAAGCCGAAAUGGUCUGGAAUUGACGGACGUAGUGAGUUACUGGACGAUAACGGUUGCAAAGUAUGAGCUCUGUGACAAUAUCACAUUGUUCAUAAUAUCUAUGGUCUCAACACAAGUUAUCAAUUAGUAUAGAAGAGAGAUACGUCCAAACAAACCCCAUCCAUAAUUACUGGUACAUGUGGGAAAUACAUGUAUUGGGGUUAUUAAAAUAUUCAUCCAAACCCAAAGGCCGCCAAACGCAGGGAUUAACAAUUUCAUGAGGUACUUCCCAUUUUUCUCAGUAUCUGUUAUCUUGAC